UAUUUGUUAAAAAUAAAUAAAUUGACAGAAAAAUUUAUUGUGUCAUUAUUUCAUUUUACAACAAUGCCAUGAUGGAGUCCACUACAGCAGAUCCUGGUACAACACUGUUCUUUGCAUAUGGAAGCCAUAUGUUGACAGUGAGAAAUGAAUUAGAUAAUAUUAGAGCUGAAUUUGUUUCCAUUGGUCGUUUGGAUAAUUACAGAUUGGAUUUCAUCAGGUAUUCAAAGUUUUGGGGUGGGCCACAAGCUACAGUGGUGGCCACAGCAAAUGCUCAAGUUUGGGGUGUCAUUUGGAGAGUAAACAGAGAUGAUAUAGAAAUUAUUGAUAAAAACACACAAGUUCAUUUCAAAAGAUAUUACAUCAAAUAUACUGAUGUUAACACUCCACACAUGGGAAAAUUUGUUUGUCGGCUUUAUAUACAAAAAAUUAACCCACUGCCCCGAGGAGACAAUGACGACAUACCUGUGGAGCGUUGGCCCUCACGCUCUUAUAAAAAAGUAAUGAUUCUCGGUGCUAUUGAACACCACCUACCGUAUUAUUACAUCCGCAAUUUAAAGAAACUGAAGCACAAUGGCGAGUUCGGAUGCUACAGAAUGGCCAAACUUUUGAAAUUAUAUACAACGAGAGAUGCUUGCACAUGCAAGCCAUACGAUCCCAGAAGACCCAGGAUACUCAAUAUGAAAAAGUUGAGAGCAAAGAAAAAUGUUAAAUAAUUUAUUUCAUUUUAGUUGUGAAUUAAAAACUCUUGAAAUUGAAAAA
Messenger RNA from Papilio polytes (common Mormon), 759 nucleotides. Its product is annotated as gamma-glutamylcyclotransferase-like. Bases 69 to 713 code for a protein of 214 amino acids. The record is from RefSeq and is a predicted model, not a curated record. The transcript is spliced from 3 exons. NCBI's taxonomy places the organism in Eukaryota, Metazoa, Arthropoda, Insecta, Lepidoptera, Papilionidae. Gene Ontology annotation, molecular function: gamma-glutamylcyclotransferase activity.